Messenger RNA from Acyrthosiphon pisum (pea aphid), 2056 nucleotides. RefSeq names its product ATP-dependent helicase rhp16. Gene Ontology annotation, cellular component: nucleus. NCBI's taxonomy places the organism in Eukaryota, Metazoa, Arthropoda, Insecta, Hemiptera, Aphididae. The record is from RefSeq and is a predicted model, not a curated record. Gene Ontology annotation, molecular function: ATP binding; ATP-dependent activity, acting on DNA. Gene Ontology annotation, biological process: DNA repair. The transcript has 8 exons. The coding region runs from base 269 to 1699 and encodes 476 amino acids.
AAUUAUUAUUUAUUACACACAGAGCGUGGCUGUGACUUGCGAGUUGUGAGCUUAUAGUACCUACACCCGUACCUACCUAUAAUAUACUUAUUUGGUAAGAAUUUUGAUUGUUUAGACGUAAUUCGUUUUAGUGAAUAGGUACAUCUUGCGAGUUGCGAUUCACAAUCAACACAUUGCUACGUCGUUUGGAAAUUUGGAGCACAACAGUCAACAGUCAAAAUUAAUAAUAUUAUGCAAUUUUCCUGUACGCCAAAAAUAAUUGUCUAAAAUGCAGCUUCCCGAUCGAAGAAAACUGUUUCAACAACGCCAUCAUCGUAGAGAAGAAAUUGAAGCUCAGCUGCGUAGAACACAGAUUGAUAGCACUAGUUCUGAAGAUGAAGAGUCAUUUGAAGAUGUAUCAGAUGAUGAAGUAGUAAAUGAAGGUGAAUCAGAAGAAGAAGUAGCAAAUGAAGGUGAAUCAGUAGAAGAAGUAGCAAAUGAAGGUGAAUCAGAAGAAGAAGAAAUGGUAAAUGAAAAUGAAUCAGAAGAAGAAGUGGUAAAUGAAGAUGAAUCAGAAGAAGAAGUAGCAAAUGAAGAUGAAUCAGAAGAAGAAGUAGCAAAUGAAGAUGAAUCAGAAGAAGAAAUGGUAAAUGAAGAUGAAUCAGAAGAAGAAGUAGUAGCAAAUGAAGAUGAAUCUGAAGAAGAAAUGGUAAAUGAAGACGAAUCAGAAAAAGAAGAAGAAGACGUGGAUGUUGAAGAAGAGUACAAUACAAGUUUCAGUGAACAAAGCUUAGCAAAUAGCAGUGGCGGUCAUAAUAGUUCUAAUAAUCUUUCUUUAAACGCAACAAAAGUUAAACUUGAUGAUAAUCAAUUAUCUGUUGUCCAUGAUGAAUCUUUUAAUGAGACAUUACAGAAUAAUACCGCACUUGCUAAAAGUAAUAAUGAACUAAUGAACAAAAAAAAUUCUGAUGAUGAUGAUAAAUCACAAUCUCUGCCCGACUCUAAUUUUAAUAUGAAUGAUCGACAAAAUCAAGUGGUUGAAUGGAUGAUUGCCAGAGAAAGUCAAAAACCAUAUGGCGGAAUAAUUGCAACUGAUAUGGGUACCACCGAUUGUAAAAUUACCAUAUUAAUGCAUUUGUUAUCGAAGUCCAAACCUCCCAAUUUAGAUAACACACAAUCAGAAGGAGAAACUGAUUUGGAUGAAACAGUUGUUUCCUCAAAAGGAUGUACAUUGAUUUUGUGUCCAAGAUCAAGUAUAGAUCAUUGGUUUGAUCGUAUGAACGAAAAAAAAAAUCAGGGUUCAUUAAACGUGUGGCUACAUUAUGGAAGAAAUCGAGAUAUAUCACUGCAAGAGUUAACUCAAAAAGAUGUCGUUAUCACAACAGUUACAUUGGUUCUUACAGGUUUCCGCAAUAAAGUAAAUAAUCCAUUAUACCAAAUAAAAUGGCAUCGAAUAAUAUUGGAUGAUAAUAAGCUUUAUAAUUAUAAGCAGCAAACUUCCAAGGCUUUAUGUCAAUUAUCAGGCAUUUGUCAUUGGGUUUUUUCUGGACCAACAAUUAUUGACAAUGAUGAUGAUGAAGCUAUCUAUAGUUUAAUUAAAUUUAUAAAUUAUACACCAUUGAAUAUAUUUGAAAAUUGGAAAAAGUGGAUAAAAACAAAUCAAGCUGUAUCAAUAUAUGAAAAGUUGGGGCAUUUAUAUUAUAAAAAGAAAAUUGUUUGAAUAGAAGAUGAUAUUUAUUAUCUUCAUUUAAACAAUUAUAUUUUAUUAAUUAUUAAUUUUUAUAUUGAAUUAUUUUACUUAGAUUCUAGUUAUGAAUUUGUUUUAUACUAAUGUUUUAUAAGAUAAUUUACUGAAUGAGACUAGUCAACAAACUUAUAAAUUAUAGAUGUAUCUAUGCAUCAACUAAUAGUAUUUUAAUUGUAAAGAAUGUUUCAUAAAAUAUCACACAAUAUUUGAAUAUAAUAUAUAUUAUACGCAAUAAUAAUGUAACUUAUAUUUAAAUCAACUGGAACAGCAACUCCACCUGAGUUUGUUUGUUGGGUCUCUGGUUGAACAAUAUAAGUAACACUUAAAUUA